Molecule: messenger RNA, 4398 nt
Organism: Symbiodinium sp. CCMP2592
Lineage: Eukaryota; Dinophyceae; Suessiales; Symbiodiniaceae
Source: the annotation of a GenBank genome assembly
AUGGAUGUGGCCUUGGCACCCCGGGGCGACGAGGAGGGUAGCAGCGAAGAGCAGAAGUGCCCAGGCGUGUCCUUGGACAAUCUUUGGGUUCCUGGAGCGCUGGUUCUCGGUGUGGUGGUAGGGCUCCUACUGCCUGCCAACCAACCCGGCUGGGGUGCUCGGACUUCGGAAGUUUUGGGCUGGACCUACUUCUUCGCGUGGUCUGUGUCGUUUUAUCCACAGGUUUUCUUGAACAUUCGCAGACGAAGUGUGGUGGGCCUUUCGCUGGACUACCAGAUUCUGAAUGCUUUUGGCUUUGCUUGCUACUUUCUCUUCAAUGCGCUCCUGUUUUGGUCGCCGGGCAUUCGAACGGCCUACCGGCAGAGCCAUCAUGGGCAGGACAGUGCUGUCCGACUCAAUGAUGUGGUCUUUGCCGGCCACGCAUUUCUGAUCACACUCAUAACGCUGGCUCAGAUAGGCCAGCGAUCAUCAGCGAUGGUUAUCGCCAGGAUGAGCCAUUUCUUCCAAACUCGAUCCAAACCUAUGCUGCAGUUCCUAGCUGUCCUCCUGAGCCUGAGGCAAGUUGGAGCCUCUCCCACCCAAAGCCAGGCUCAGGUCGCCAGGCCACGUGCGGCUCCCAACCAAGCUGCGGCAGUACCCCUGCCAAUUCACCUGGGCGCCUCUGCUGGAAGUCCUGGCGUCUAUGUGCCCGUGCAGCUCGUGGGUGGCCUUCAGGGAACCCCGAGUUCCGCGGCCGGGAAUUUGUGGACAUGGGUCGUGGCAGCUACAGGAGCUGCCUGGCACGGAGCGAGACAGAGCCACGAGCCGCGGCAACCGCGGCCGGUGAGGCGCAGCCAAAACGUGGUGCCGAAUUUGAAUGUCGGCACACACGCAGAAGAGGAGGGCUGGCAGACAGCCAGCGAUGAUGAGGAGGAGACUUUGACUUGGCAGGCCCCGGCUCCUCAGGCCCACAUCCAGUCCAACCUCUUCCAGCAGCCCAGCAGUAGCUUCUCCAACAUGUUCCCUGACAGCAUCCCGGAAAUGAUGCAAUUCCAGCAGGCUUCACACAUGCCGCAGAUGCUGCAUAUGCCACCGGGGCCGCACAUGCCGCAGAUGAUGCCAAUGGUGAUGGUUCCGGUGCCCGUGCACGCUGGCGCCAGUGUGGAUGCCGUGCAGGAGACGGAGGCUCGAGAGGCUCGCGGACGGGGAGUUCCAGUUGCGUCAGGGCCUGGGCCGUCCGGCCCGUCAGGGCCAGGGCCAGUCUCACCUGGACGUUUGGAUCGCAACGUCUCCUCUGCACUGUCAGAAGCAUCCGACUGGGCCUCCGUCGAACAAGCCUCCUUAGCAUCUUCCUCCAGCUCAGUUCAGCGGCGCUGGACGAAUCGGGACUGUGACUGGGCGCUGCGCCAGCUGACUUCGAGUCCUAGCGGUCCGAGCCGUGAGCUUUUGCAGCAAAUCCUCCAGGAUGCGUGGACGUUGGCGGGCAGCAAGAGCGGCACACGUGUUGUCCAGGCAGCAAUGGAUGUGGCAGAGGCUCCUGACAAACAGCUCUUAACCAAUGUCUUCAAAGGCCGAGUCUGGUAUGCCUUGAAGUCGCCCCAUGCCAACCAUGUCUUGCAGAAAAUUAUUGCUCUAAUGCCGCCGGAGAAGAUGCAGUUUGUCUUUGAAGAACUAGCUGGACGCGUCGAUGAGGCUGCCAGGCACCCUUUCGGAUGCCGCGUCCUGGAGAGACUUCUCGAGCAUUGUGGCACGUCGCAGAGCGACGUCUUGCUCGACGAGCUGCUGCUACCUGGCGAUUGGUCCUACGAAUUUCAGAGACUACAUUCAGUCCUGGAGCAGCAGUUCGCGAGGCAGCAUGAGCUGCUGCGGGAGGUGCAUAAUCAGGUGAGGAUGGGUCAGCAUCGGAUCCCGCCGGUGCCUUCGCUGUCGAUGACGGCCCGCAAGACCAGCAUUCGCUCCUCGGUGAUCCAUGAGGACUCAACGUACCGCGAUCAGGAUCGCAUGUCCCAAGAAACCAGCCAUGAAUCCGUUAACGUUGGAUUUGCAGAACCUGUCCUUGUUGGCUACGGAGUCGGAGAGACCGCGCCGAGUCCGACUGAAGACGACGAGGAGGAGGGCAUCACUAGACAGAAUGAGAAUCACCCUUACGAGGAUAGGCCCAAGAGAGGAAGGGUGACAAGGCGCGACAGCGCCCGGCACUCCUUCGUGCGACGCACACUUGAGGCACACCAGAAGAAGGCCGACAAAGAGGCCUCGAAGCUGAAGUAUCUAAGGUCGAGAAGCACCUUGAACCUUCCACCGGAGCGUAGCUGGCUAACUCAGCAGAUUGAAAAGCUCGUAAGUUCAAAAGGAUUCAGCAACGCGAUCAUGAUGCUUAUCCUUUUGAACGUCAUCUUGCUCGGUGUUGAGGUCGAUGUUUCCACUCUGCUUGGCCAGAAUGACGUGCCGAAGUGGUUCGGGACAGUGAACACUGGGAUUGUCAUGCUAUUUGUCGGGGAGGUUGCCUUGAAGUGCAUUGCUGUAGGCUUCACGGAGUACUGGUGCGGCCACGAGGCUUGCUGGAAUGCCUUCGAUGCCUUGAUCAUCACGGUCUCCGUCUUUGAAACGAUAAUCGAUAUUUGGGCACAAUCAAUGUCUGCAGAUGUUGCUAACUCCAGUCACUUGCGUGUAGUCCGAACGAUUCUGGGGAUUCGCUUGGCUCGCGCCUUGCGAGGGGUGCGUGUGGUGCGGCUGUUUCGCUAUGUCAGCGCUUUGCGGACCCUGGCCCUUUGCAUAGUAAGCACAAUCGGAUCACUGAUCUGGACCUUGGUGCUUUUGGUCUUGCUGUUCUACACCUUCGGCGUCAUUUUAACACAACUUGUGUCGGAUCAUUGCAGGGAUCAAGUUGUGAUGACGACUGGAGAUGUGAACGCGGUGCCUCAGUGCCCGGAUGAUUUGCACAGGUAUUGGGCGAGCGUCCCCGAGAGCAUGCUGACGCUCUUCCUAGCCAUCUCUGGUGGAAUGAGCUGGGAAGAUGCUUUCGGUCCGCUCCGGACGGCUUCCGAGCUGGCUUGUGCCUUCAUGAUUCUUUACAUCGUCAUUGCUGUUUUCGCAGUAUUGAACGUCGUAACGGGUGUGUUCUGCACGACAGCGAUCGAGUCUGCGAACGCGGACAAGGACAUAGCAGCGAUCAAGCAGCUCCACAAGCAAACGACACAUGUUCAAGCUCUUCGAAAGAUAUUUCACGAGAUUGAUGCAGACCAAUGCCACGUAGUAAGCAUCGAGGACCUCAGGGAUGCUAUAUCGAAGAAGAAGCUUUCGAGCUUCCUGGAAUCCAUGGGUAUUUCCACAGAGGACCUCUGGACCCUCUUCAUGACCAUGGAUGAGGACCAGACGGGCCUUGUCGGCCUGGAGGAGUUUGUCACCGGGUGCAUGCAAGGUCGUGGUCCCGCCAAAAACCUCCAACUGGUGAAGAUGAGCUACGAAAACAAAGUCACACGCCAGGCCAUCAAGAAAAUCAGUGUUCAGCUUGCUGAACUUAGCAGAUACGUGGUAGGUCUUCGUGCCAGCGGGCUUCCCCAGCAAGACGUGCCUGACCUGAGCAGGCACCCGUUCGGCAACUACGUGAUUCAGCACGCGUUUGAACACGGCUCUUCAUCCGUGCGCAGGAAGCUCAGUGCGGCUCUGGUCCCAGAGGCAAAACGCCUGGCUCGGCACAAGGUAGCCAGCCAUGUGAUCGAGUGUGCCCUCGUGCACACCGGGCAGGAGGAUCGCCAGGUCCUGAAGGACGCCCUGGCGGAGAACUCAGAGGCGUUGCAGAGCCUUUCUGCCAGCAACUAUGGCAGCUUCGUGGUAAAAGAGAUGAAGAGGCAGCACAUGGCCCACUUGGGGCGUGGCUGCUUGGACCCCUUUUAUGGGCCCCCAAUCCCUGGUUUCUAUUACGACUAUCCUCCACUUGCGGGUGCUGACCGCAUGUUGCGAGUGGCAGUGCUGACAGCUUUGGGCCUUGUCGGUAUUUUUAUGGUGGGUGCCGCCCUCUAUAUCAGUGCCUACGAAGAGUGUUGUCUUAGCUGGCUGACUUUUCUCACCAUCAUCGCGGAGGUGAAGGUGAUCAUCUCAGUCGUGAAGUACUGCCCGCAAGUGUGGAUGAACUACAAGAGGAAGAGCACGGCCGGAUGGACGAUUUACAACGUCUUGCUUGAUUUGACCGGAGGCCUGCUGAGUGUAGCUCAGCUGCUUCUUGAUGCUUCGCUCAGCAACGACUGGAGCAAGGUUUCUGGUGACCCUGCCAAGCUAAUGCUGGGCAACGUCUCGGUCUUCUUCGACCUGAUCUUUAUCGUGCAGCACUUCUGCCUUUACAGGGAUGCACGAACCGGCGCGGCCGCCUGCGAUGCGCUGGGCUCCAGCUCCAGCUCCGAGGGGCCCUCCGAGGGCUUCUGA